AUGUCUGAAGACAUGUCUGAUGGUGCCCCAUCUGAAGAAAAACCUGAAGUAACGGAAAUGCCCAGCGAUGAAGUAUUGCCUCAUGAAUCAGUACCACACCUUGUAGAAGCUGAGAUCUUGCAUGAGUCUUCACAAGAUCAACAUGGACAGGUCACUCAGAAUGUCAGUAAUAGAGAGGAAGGAGACAUAGUCAUUAAUGAAAACCCUUUGACUGAAAAACCCGUUGAAAGCCUGCCUUCCAGCCUGCCUUCCAAUGAAGAGACAACUGAAGACUUGCCCACUGAGUGCAUUGAAACUGUAAGCCUUGAUAUGGAACCUGAAUUGCAAGAAACACUGCAUGAGCAAAGCAAUCCAGCUGCAAACUCCUCAUCUAAAGCAAGUAGAUGGGGAGCUUGGGGUACCUGGGGAAAGUCUCUGCUGUCAUCAGCUUCUGCCAAAGUGGGUCAUGGGAUAACAGCAGUAAAGGAAAAAGCAGGAACUACCCUAAGAAUUCAUAGUGGAAGUUCAGCAUCUCUGGAAACAGCAGAGCUUCCUGCAGCUGAAACACCAGUUAUUCAAGCAGAAGAUUCUCUGGACCAAAGCUCUUCUGAGAACAUUCCUUCUUCUCCUUCAUCUGGAUCUCGUGGCAUGCUGUCAGCUAUCACUAGCGCUGUACAAAACACAGGGAAAAGUGUAUUAUCUGGAGGCUUAGAUGCUUUGGAAUUUAUUGGGAAGACAACCAUGAAUGUCCUUGCAGAAAGUGAUCCUGGGUUUAAGAGAACCAAAACACUGAUGGCAAGAACAGUCUCACUAUCUCAGCUCUUACGAGAAGCCAAAGAAAAAGAAAAACAGAGGCGGGCCCAGCAAGUUACAGUUGAAAGAACAGCACACUAUGGACUACUUUUUGAUGAAUUCCAAGGUUUGUCUCAUCUUGAAGCCCUGGAAAUCCUGUCAAAUGAAAGUGAAGCUCAGAUUCAGUCACAUUUAGCAACACUUGAUGGAGAACAGUUGGAGACUGUGAAAAAUGAUUUAAUUGCUAUAAAAGAGAUCUUUGUUCCAAAGGAAUUAGAUGAUGAAGUCAUGCAGGAGCAAAAAGCAGAUAUGGGAGAAGAGUUUGUCAGCAUGCUCACAGAAUUGCUCUUUGAAUUGCAUGUUGCUGCUACCCCAGACAAACUAAAUAAGGCUAGGAAAAAAGCUCAUGAAUGGCUGGAAGAAGCCAGUUUGUCCACCCCAGUAGACAUAGAAGAGGAGCUAAAUGAAAAACCUGAAGCACCUGGUGAAGCAAAUACUCAAAAAGACAAUAAAACUGAGAGUGAUAAAACAGUAGUAGACAAAAGCAAAACUGUGGAGGAAAUCUACAUGCUGUCCAUUGAAAGUCUGGCUGAGGUAACUGCUCGUUGUAUUGAACAGCUUCAUAAAGUAGCAGAAUUAAUUCUACAUGGGCAGGAAGUAGAAAAAACAGCUCAAGAUCAAGCAAAAGUACUGACAAAUUUAACAUGUGCCAUGUGCAAUGAAGUUUCAUCUUUAUCAAAGAAGUUUUCUGAUUCUGUAACAGCAGCUGGGAGCAAUAUGAAGGCAGAGGUUCUUAACCCCAUCAUCAACAGUGUGCUAUUAGAGGGCUGCAACAGUACUACUUAUAUUCAGGAUGCUUUCCAGUUGCUGCUUCCAGUUCUGCAAAUUUCCUAUAUCCAGACCAGUUGUUCAAAAGCCCAGGAGUUGUCAGCUUGACAGCAAC
Cinclus cinclus is the source of this 1714-nucleotide messenger RNA. It is a transcript of the gene FAM114A1, whose product is annotated as family with sequence similarity 114 member A1. The coding region runs from base 1 to 1707 and encodes 568 amino acids. The transcript has 13 exons. Lineage: Eukaryota; Metazoa; Chordata; Aves; Passeriformes; Cinclidae. The record is from RefSeq and is a predicted model, not a curated record.